This is a messenger RNA of Lactuca sativa (garden lettuce), 3563 nucleotides long. Lineage: Eukaryota; Viridiplantae; Streptophyta; Magnoliopsida; Asterales; Asteraceae. The record is from RefSeq and is a predicted model, not a curated record.
CAAAGGAGCGCAAACUCCCACAUGAGUCAUGAAUAUGCAGAUCCCAUUCCCAGUCACUCUCCCGUGAAAGCACCUUUAUUGCAUUUAGCCACAAGACAUUUUCUCCUUUUUGCCAUAAUAUCUUCUUCACAAUUCGCAACCCACACACGUUGUGGCUGCCAUUUUUUUUUAUAUCUUUGUUUUAAAAAAAAUUCCACUUGAGCGUGCAAUCUCUCUUUUCAUUUGUUUGUUUGGUCAAUAUUCAAUUGCUUCCGGAAAUUGGGCUUCCAGAUAUUCACUCACACCGACUUGCAUACCAAGUGACACUCAUUUCAAGCAAAGGUGCAUCAUUCAUUGACGUGUUCAUCUCUUAGAAUUAGAGGAUAAUGGUGAAUUUAGGGUUGUUUUCUGAGAUCAAGCCUCUAGCAUCAGUGAAUGUGAGAUUCAGGAUACCCUAUUACACUCAAUGGGGUCAGAGUUUGGUUGUGUGUGGCUCUGAACCAGUUCUUGGUUCUGGAAAUGUGAAGAAGGGGCUUCUGUUGACCCCUUUCCAUGAAGGUGAUGCACUGAUAUGGGGUGGGAGUUUAUCAGUUCCAGCUGGGUUUCAAAGUGAGUACAACUAUUAUGUAGUGGAUGAUGAGAGGAAUGUGUUGAGAUGGGAAGCUGGAAAUAAGAGGAAAUUGUUGCUUCCUGAUGGAGUUGAAAAUGGAAAAGCAGUGGAGCUUCAUGAUCUUUGGCAGAAUGGUAGCGAUAGUCUUCCUUCUAAAAGUGCAUUCAAGAAUGUCAUCUUUCGCACCAGUAGCAAAUUGGCUAUUGAGAAACCACUUGGUACAAUCAAGAAUAAACUGGAUCAAGAAGAUUUAGUGAUUGUCCAAUUCAAGAUAUGCUGUCCGAAUAUAGCCGAAGGAACAUCAGUAUAUGUAAUUGGCAGCUUUGUGGAGCUGGGUAAAUGGAAGGUUAAUGAUGGACUUAAACUCAAUUAUGUUGGUGAAUCUAUUUGGGAAGGAGACUGUGUCAUACCAAAGGGCGCUUUCCCUCUAAAAUAUCCUUUCCAUAUGAGAGAUUUUUAAAGCUUCAGUAUAAAAUCUCAAAUUAUAUAAUCUUUCAGUUCAUGUAUCUUCCUUAACACCUUUUUCACAUACAAAUACUGUAAAUACGGGAAGAAUGGGAACUUCUCUCUAGAAUAUGGUUCGAAUAGGGAGCUCAUAGUUGACAUCUCAGCCAGUGGACCAAAUUAUAUUAUCCUAUCAGAUGGCAUGAUGCGAGAAAUGCCAUGGCGUGGUGCUGGUGUGGCAAUCCCAAUGUUUUCAGUGAGAUCAGAAGAUGAUGUGGGAGUUGGAGAGUUUCUUGAUCUAAAACUAGUUGUUGACUGGGCUGUUGACUCUGGCUUCCAUUUACUCCAGCUUUUGCCCAUAAAUGAUACUUCAGUGCACAAGAUGUGGUGGGAUUCAUAUCCAUACAGCUCUCUGUCUGUAUUUGCAUUGCACCCGUUAUACCUCAGACUCCAGGCUCUUUCAAAAAAUAUGCCAGAUGACAUCAAUCAAGAGAUACAAACAGCCAUGAAAGAGCUUGAUGGGAAGCAUGUAGAUUAUGAGGCUACCAUGACUACAAAGCUUUCAAUUGCUAAAAAGCUUUUCGAUUUGGAAAAAGAUUCAAUACUAAAUUCUACUUCCUUCAAGAAAUUCUUGUCAGAGAACGAGGAAUGGUUGAAACCGUAUGCAGCCUUUUGUUUCUUACGUGAUUUCUUUGAAACUUCAGACCACAGCCAAUGGGGCACAUUUAGUCAGUUUUCAAAAAAUAAGCUUGAAAAACUCGUGUCGGAGGAUAGCUUCCAUUAUGACAUCAUAUCCUUCCAUUAUUACAUACAGUACCAUUUGCACUUACAAUUAUCAGAAGCAGCAGAAUAUGCAAAAGAGAAAGGAGUGGUCUUAAAAGGAGAUCUCCCAAUUGGGGUUGAUAGAAACAGUGUAGACACUUGGGUGAAUCCAAAUUUAUUCCGUAUGAACACCUCCACAGGGGCCCCACCGGAUUAUUUUGAUAAAAACGGACAAAAUUGGGGGUUUCCAACUUACAAUUGGGAGGAAAUGUCUAAAGACAACUAUGCUUGGUGGCGUGCUCGUUUAUCACAGAUGGCAAAUUAUUUCACGGCCUACAGGAUAGAUCACAUUUUGGGUUUCUUUAGAAUAUGGGAGCUUCCGGAACAUGCAACUACAGGUCUAGUUGGAAAAUUCCGACCUUCUAUACCUCUUAGCCAGGAAGAGCUUGAAAAAGAGGGAAUAUGGGACUUCGACCGCUUAUGCAAACCCUACAUCCUUCAGGACUUUUUACAGGAAAAAUUUGGACCAUCUUGGAUAGUUUUAGCCUCUCAUUUCAUGAAUGAAUAUCAGAAAAACCGUUAUGAGUUUAAGGACGAUUGCAACACAGAGAAAAAGAUUGUGGCGAAGCUUAAAUCACUAAUUGAGAAAUCAUUGUUGUUGGAAAGUGAAGACAAGUUACGCCGUGAUCUUUUUGAUCUUCUGCAGAAUGUGGUGCUUAUUAGAGACCCCGAGGACGCUACAAGUUUUUAUCCUCGUUUUAACCUAGAAGAUACAUCAAGUUUCAAGGAUUUGGAUGAACACAGCAAAAACGUUUUUAGAAGAUUGUAUUAUGAUUACUAUUUUAAUCGACAAGAGACUCUUUGGCGCCAAAAUGCUAUGAAGACUUUGCCUGCUCUUCUAAACUCAUCUGAUAUGCUCGCAUGUGGAGAAGAUCUAGGCCUAAUUCCUUCUUGUGUUCAUCCUGUUAUGCAAGAACUUGGAUUAAUCGGAUUACGUAUUCAACGUAUGCCAAGUGAAUCUGAUUUGGAGUUUGGUAUUCCUUCUCAAUAUGGGUAUAUGACGGUAUGUGCUCCAUCAUGCCAUGAUUGUUCUACCUUACGUGCAUGGUGGGAAGAAGAUGAAGAUAGAAGACGUUCUUUUUUCAAAACCAUGGUGGGGUCCAACAGUUUGCCACCUAAGCAAUGUGUUCCAGAAAUAGUAUAUUUUGUGCUGCGUCAGCAUGUUGAAUCUCCAUCCAUGUGGGCAAUUUUCCCUCUACAGGAUUUGUUAGCCCUAAAAGAAGCAUACACAGCACGCCCUGCAACAGAGGAGACGAUCAAUGAUCCCACAAAUCCUAAACAUUACUGGCGAUUCCGUGUUCAUGUGACAAUGGAAUCCCUGUUGAAAGACAAACAACUUACAACAGCGAUUAAAGAACUUGUUCGCGGGAGUGCAAGAUCAUAUCCUGGUCAAGAAGAGGAGGCGAAUCUUGUGGUUAUUUCUGAGAAGCAACAAAUUAAAAACGAGGAGGAGAAGGAGAAGAUUCGUGUCACAAAUCAAGAUCCAAAAAUCACAAGCAUUGCGGUUCUGUAAGGUUUUAUUUUACAAGUUACGUAUGAUUCCAGGAGUUGUUUCACUUUGUUGACUUUUGGUGUGGAUCAUUGUUGCCAUAAGUGCAUGUAAAUCGAUGCAUUUAUGGUUUUGUGUUUAUAAGAUGCAUAUCAAUCUGGGAUUCCGACACUUUAAAAGCAAAUGCUGCAAUAAAAAAAAAUUCCUAUUUUUAGCUCA